This is a messenger RNA of Hypoxylon trugodes, 441 nucleotides long. RefSeq lists its product as uncharacterized. Bases 1 to 441 code for a protein of 146 amino acids. The transcript is spliced from 3 exons. Lineage: Eukaryota; Fungi; Ascomycota; Sordariomycetes; Xylariales; Hypoxylaceae. The record is from RefSeq and is a predicted model, not a curated record.
AUGGCCGAAGCAGCGGUGGCAGCGGGAGGUGCAACGAUAAACGUUAUUCAGCUUGGAGACGUUGCCCUAUUAUUAUGUCGUAAUAUCUCCAACUUCAUUAACGAAUUGAAAGAUGCGAAAGAUGAUAUCAGACAUAUUCGUGAUGACACGCCAACUUCACUACAGGGCGAAGUGCUACCGGACAUGCUCGUGAAAAAUUUCUACCAUUUUCACGAGAGCAUGGAAUCCAUUCGCGGAUGGCUACCGCCGGAUCUCUCACCCGGGUUUGCUGAAAAAUUCCGCUUCGUCUUCAAUAGGAAGACAGUCAAGAGCGCCACAGUCAGACUUGAACAAUGUAAAAGCAGUACUACAUUGGCAUUAAGCAUCAUUAAUAAUCGGAACGGCCUUAAAUUGCGGAAUAGCCUGGGAAAUCUCAAGGUCGCAAGCGAAGAAAUGACCUGA